Molecule: messenger RNA, 7369 nt
Organism: Cricetulus griseus (Chinese hamster)
Lineage: Eukaryota; Metazoa; Chordata; Mammalia; Rodentia; Cricetidae
Source: RefSeq, a predicted model, not a curated record
CCACUUCGCUGCUAGACGCUUCUCGCUCACGCGCUCUCUCUCUCUCCCAGGCGGCUUCCCAUGGCUUUUGCUUUGCGGCCGGAGCCUAUCCACUAACGGAGAAACUUUUCCAGCCAUUUCUUCUCCCCACCCCCUUCCAGGAGAGGAUUAAAAGUUCCAAGAACUGGUGCCGCCAGUGCCACUUGGGUACUCGCCGGAGAGUUCCCAGUCUCAGCCAUGUGCACCAACAUAGUUUACGAGUGGCUGAAAGCGUUACAGCUCCCGCAGUACGCCGAAUCCUUCGUGGAUAAUGGCUAUGAUGACCUGGAAGUGUGCAAGCAGAUCGGAGACCCGGACCUGGACGCCAUCGGGGUGCUGGCUCCAGCGCACCGCCGGCGCAUCCUGGAGGCUGUGUGCCGGCUGCGCGAGCAGGACGCGGCCGCCGCCGGCCUCUACUUCACGCUCGAGCCGCAGCCCGUGCCACCCGCACCGCAGGUGGACACGGUGCCCCCAGGCCGCCGGGGGGAGCCAUGUGGCAGCUCGGCCCAGGGCACUCGCGGGGACCCCCGAGGCCAGGCGAGCGCUCCUCGCAGCAGGGAGCUGGUGAGCUACCCCAAGCUGAAGCUGAAGAUCAUGAUCCGGGAUAAGCUGGUCCGCGAUGGCAUCCACCUGAGCAAGCCCCCGUAUUCGCGCAAGGAUGGUUCCCUGGGAAACAUCGAUGACCUGGCACAGCAGUAUGCAGACUAUUAUAAUACCUGCUUCUCCGACGUUUGUGAGCGGAUGGAGGAGCUUCGGAAGCGGCGAGUUUCCCAGGACCUGGAUUUGGAGAAACCCAACGCCAGCCCCACGUCACUUCAGCUGCGGUCCCAGCUAGAAGAGUCCCUUGGCUUCUGCAGUGCUGUCUCAACACCAGAAGUGGAAAGAAAGUACCCUCUUCAUAAAUCAAACUCGGAAGACGGCUGUGUAGGAAAAGGAGACUGGAAGAAGAAAAAUAAGUACUUCUGGCAGAAUUUUCGAAAGAACCAAAAAGGAAUAAUGAGACAGACUUCAAAAGGAGAAGAUGUGGGCUAUGUGGCAAGUGAGAUAACGAUGAGCGAUGAGGAGCGGAUUCAGCUAAUGAUGAUGGUCAAAGAGAAAAUGAUCACCAUUGAAGAAGCGCUCGCUAGGCUGAAGGAAUAUGAGGCCCAGCACCGGCAGUCAGCUGCAUUGGACCCUGCGGACUGGCCCGAUGGCUCCUAUCCGACACUGGAUGGCUCAUCCACCUGCAAUUCAAGAGAACAAUCGGAUGAUGAGACGGAGGAGUCGGUGAAGUUUAAGAGGUUACACAAGCUGGUAAACUCUACUCGAAGAGUCAGAAAGAAACUAAUUAGGGUGGAAGAAAUGAAAAAGCCCAACACUGAAGGUGGAGAGGAGCAUGUGUUUGAAAAUUCCCCGGUCCUGGAUGAAAGAGCCGCACUCUACUCUGGAGUGCACAAAAAGCCAUUUUUCUAUGAUGGUGCCCCGGAGAAACCUCCUGAAGACGAUUCGGAUUCUCUCACCCCAUCUCCGUCAUCAAGCAGCCUGGAUACUUGGGGAGCUGGCCGGAAGUUGGUCAAAACCUUCAGCAAAGGAGAGAGUCGGGGCCUGAUUAAGCCCCCUAAGAAGAUGGGGACAUUCUUCUCCUAUCCAGAAGAAGAAAAGGCCCAGAAAGUGUCUCGCUCCCUCACGGAGGGGGAAAUGAAGAAAGGCCUUGGGUCCUUGAGUCAUGGGAGAACUUGCAGUUUCGGUGGAUUUGACCUGACAAACCGUUCCCUGCAUGUUGGCAGUAACAGUUCUGACCCCAUGGGUAAAGAGGGAGAUUUUGUGUACAAAGAGGUAAUCAAAUCACCUACUGCCUCCCGCAUCUCUCUCGGGAAAAAGGUGAAAUCGGUGAAAGAGACAAUGAGGAAGAGGAUGUCUAAAAAAUACAGCAGCCCUGUCUCUGAGCAGUCCAGGACCCUAGCCCAUGGACCGACACCCACAGUUAGGGACUCUGGGCUUGAUGGAAUGCCCGGCUCCCCAGCCUUGGUAAAACCUGACUCGGAACAUGUGGACAAGCCCAAGCUCAAAGCCGGGGGCUCCGUAGAAAGCCUGCGAAGUUCUCUGAGUGGCCAGAGCUCGAUGAGUGGUCAGACUGUCAGUACCACCGAUUCCUCCACCAGCAACAGGGAAAGCGUCAAGUCAGAAGAUGGUGAUGACGAAGAGCCACCCUACCGGGGUCCCUUCUGUGGGCGUGCCCGUGUGCACACUGACUUCACCCCCAGUCCUUAUGAUACAGACUCUCUGAAGCUCAAGAAAGGAGAUAUCAUUGAUAUAAUAAGCAAGCCGCCCAUGGGUACCUGGAUGGGUCUGUUGAACAACAAAGUCGGCACAUUCAAGUUCAUCUAUGUGGAUGUACUAAAUGAGGAAGAGGAGAAGCCCAAGCGUCCUGCCAGGAGGAAGAGGAAGGGAAGGCCACCCCAGCCGAAGUCUGUGGAGGAUCUCCUGGAUCGGAUCAACCUGAAAGAACACAUGCCCACUUUCUUGUUCAAUGGCUACGAAGACCUGGACACCUUCAAGCUCCUGGAGGAAGAAGACUUAGAUGAAUUAAACAUCAGGGACCCAGAACACAGAGCAGUUCUCUUGACAGCGGUGGAGCUCUUACAGGAAUAUGACAGUAACAGUGACCAGUCUGGGUCCCAGGAGAAGCUGCUGGUGGACAACCAAGGCCUGAGUGGAUGUUCCCCUCGGGACUCUGGAUGCUACGAAAGCAGUGAGAACUUGGAAAAUGGCAAAACUCAGAAACCCAGCGUUCUGUCUACCAAGUCGUCCACGGAGUCCAACUUAAAGUCUUUCAACAGGAGCCAGCCAGGCAAUUACCCGACAUUGCCUUUAACAAAAUCAGUGGAGGUGCGCAAGCAGGCAGAGGAAGGCAGGCUGGGACGCGGUCUAGCCCCUGACACUGCCAAGCGCUGUGAUGUGCCCUGUAUGACUGGUUUGAAUAAAAACCGAAGGAGCCUCCCGGUCUCCAUCUGUCGCAGCUGUGAAACUCUGGAGGGUCCUCAGCCAGUUGAAAGUUGGCCUCGAUCCCAUUCCCUGGAUGACCUUCAGGGAGAGGCUGAUGCUGGAAAGGGUGUGCCUACCGAGGGGCAGGAAGCCUGUCCUCAGAAUGUACCAGAAGUGCCACAGAAGAUGUCUGCCUGCACCUCCGAGGCUCUGCCCCCAGGCCGAGAUCCAACUGCAGAAGACAUGAUGCUUCUGACCCAAAGCAAGAGAUUUUCCGACCCCCCGAAAAUGAUGGCUAAGAAACUGGAUGGCUCUGCAGUGGCCUCUAACCUUGGCAUAUCUCCUCCUCAGUGUGUACCCAGAAAUUUCGAGGCUCAGCCUCCAGUUAAACCCGGCUUAACAAGGACGUCUUUUGAGGGUCACAGAAAAGGGCAUGACCACCACCCCCUGGGCACCAAAGAAGGGGUAGAUGUGGAGCAGAGCGUUCCUGAGACCAGGACGCAGCCCAGACAUCCGUCGCAGCCCCCUCCUGUACCUGCCAAGAAGAGUCGAGAGCGCCUGGCCAAUGGCCUGCACCUGGUCUCCAGCCUGGAGGCACCCACCCUGCCGUUGAAGAAGGCCAGCCCUGCCAGCCCCGCCAGCCCCUGUGACUGUCCCUCUCCCCGGGAGCCCAGGCCUCCCUCAGGGACUGAACCGGGCAGCCCAACCUGUGCGAGACCUCCACCCUGGCUGGCGGAGCUGCCGGAGAGUACCAGCCUGCAAGAACACGGUGUGAAGCUGGGCCCAGUGCUGAGCAGGAAGGUUUCCUGCGUCCGGGGCGUGGACCUGGAGAUGCUCACCGAGAACAAGCUGCAAGCCGAGGGCAUUGAUCUCACUGAGGAGCCCUACUCUGAUAAGCAUGGCCGUUGUGGAAUCCCUGAAGCUCUGGUGCAGAGAUAUGCCGAGGAUUUAGAUCAGCCCGAGAGGGAUGUUGCCACCAAUAUGGACCAGAUCCGAGUGAAGCUGCUUCGGAAGCAACAUCGGAUGGCGAUCCCAAGUGGCGGGCUCACGGAAAUCUGCAGAAAGCCCCUCUCUCCUGGAUGUGUUGCAUCCAUGUCGGAUUGGCUCAUUUCCAUUGGCCUGCCCAUGUACACCAGCACCCUUUCUGAAGCAGGGUUCAGCAUGCUGAGCCAAGUGCCUUCCCUGUCCCACACUUGCCUUCAGGAGGCGGGCAUCACAGAGGAGCGACAUAUAAGGAAGCUCAUAUCCGCAGCCAGACUCUUCAAACUGCCAUCAAGCCCCGAGGCCAUGUAGCCAGGCCUGCCAUGGCCUUCCCUGGACAAGAGCCAGCCUUCCACUGUGCUUACGAAGCUGAUACAAUCCCUCCACAUCUGCUGGGGUUGACCUGAUCCAGAAGGAAAGUCCCCACACGGGGCUCACAAAUCGCAGGGUUCGAACCCAAACGGAGGAAAAAAAAUACCCCCCACUCCAAGGAAAUCGGUGUGGUUCUCUUAGGGCCCCAAAGGCAAGACAAGCACUUAGUUUUGUUUUCAGACACAGAAGAGCCAAGAUGCCAACUUAUUGCAAAACACUGUGCAUCCAGUCUGUCUUUGUGCUCGCAGAGGGCUAGAAGGAGAGGCCAAGGCCUGCUUGUGUCUGAUUGUGCCCUUGCCUAUCUGUUGUCACCCUGCUGGAUGCCGGAGCCCGCGGGCUGAGCUAGGCCAAAGCAACAGACUCUGGAUUUUCUGUACACUAUUGACCAUACUCAUUUGUUCAGAAGCGAGAACAGCUGACUACACCAAGAACAGAACAGUCCUAUUCUCCUGUAGAUACACAAGAGACAUUUUAAUUGCUUUCUAGCAAUUAGCUUUUAUUUGCCUUAAUAUAAACUUUUAAUCAGUUAUCUAUCUAGUGUCCGCAACCCUUAACCCUAGUUCCAAGUCUUCAGCUUAAACUGCCAUCUAACGUAUUUGGGGUGUUUCCAGCAAAAAUAGCCCCCCCACCUUUUUUUUUAACAGUUUCAUUCUAACAUGGUUUAUUUUGUAGGGGUGAUUACCAGGCACACAUUUCAUGUUGACUUUUAGCUUUUAAACUAACUACAAUUUCAGUACAAGUCGAUCUGCACUCUCAGAGGGUAACCUAUUUUCACAUGAGCAUGAGUAGUGACCGUCCUUCCUUGUACUCAUUUUAGUGAGUGGCCAUCACAGUAGUCACGACGUUGCAGCAUUUAUGUAACGAAUCCUGACCACAUCUAUUCCAAAAUGGAGUCAUCAGCUAAUGGGUCACCUUUGCAGAGAGACAUUGUAAUGUUGCAAAUUUCAGAAAAAAAAUUUUUUUUUCUAAAAAGGGAAGUAGUUUACAUGCAGUUUAUUUAACUUUGUUUUUUUUUUUUUUCCUUUUUGGCCAGUUCUAUAAUUGUUUUUUUGUAAUCUUUCAUUUGUUAAUUAUUUUAAUUCAAACAAAGGUUCAUUACACAGCCAGACAAGCCACAUUAGCUGUGUGUUAAAUAUUGCAUAUUUUCCAUUGUUUUUCCAGCAGUGAUUUCAGCAUAGUCUAUCCUCUCCCUGUCUAGUGUCUGGUUUUUCUAGCAAUUGGCAACUUAGACAGGUACACAGGCUCCAUUGCUUACAAAGUGUUUUUUCUUCAUAUUCUCACAAGCUCUGUGUGGAGUCUCAAGUUAUCAUAGAAGCGCUUUGAACACAGGACCUGGACCAAAAGUCCUCUGAAAUUUCAUUGGGUUAUUAAAACAUGAUUUCCCUCAGGGGAGAAGGGCAAGUGAUUUUGUUAAUAACAAAGCCAUCCUGACUGUAUGCUUUAUACGGCUGAAUCCAUGUCUCUGAGGAAAUGAACAUUCUCAGGUGAUCUUUUUUUAUUUUAGUUUCACAUUUGGUAUGCGUUUAAAAUAACAAUGCAUGUUUCUUCAUUUCCACUCGCCGUCUAUAAGAUGCCAUGUGAAGAAGUUGAGGCAAUUUAAAAUAAAAAGGUAAAGCCCCCAAAUUCCUAAUGCACUUAAAAAAAAAAAAAAGUGCUCAUGGUUGGCCUCUUGGGUUGUGGCAUAGCCCACCUAAUGGGUGGGGAUGCAGGGUUCUCAGCCAGCUACAGCAUCCUGGCAGUUUUGCAUGCUGUUGUGGGGCUGGUAUACGAAAACAGGCUUCUCCCCUUGCUUUUGAAGUAACCCCAGGCCUGACAUUGUAACUGAUUCUGCUCAGGACUUUAGCUGAGUAAAGAGACUACAAAAAGUCUCUUUAGAGAUAACAAGGGAGAAGGAGAAAUCACGUGUGAAUUUCCAAGUUUUAGUUCAUUCUCAGUGUAGAGUUUUCUUUUAAAUCAAACUAGCACCAGAGGUCUUGAGAAUGCCAAACAAUAUUUUUUAUCACUCUGGAAAUCAUUGCCUUUGCAUGGAAAAUUAAAUUCAGGGACCAUGAAUUUAGUGUGAAUGUCUGAAGGGGCUGAGGUUGUUUUCUUUCUUUUUUUCUUUCUUUCUUCCCUUCCUUCUUAUAUAGCUUUAGUGUUUAUUUUUGUUUUAUUUUGCUUUUAACAAUUCAUUUGGUCUGAAUAAAGCCUGAAUGUUGGUGUGUGACACUGAGGUGGCUUGGGGCUGCCUGUGGCUGUUAGCGGACAGGUGGCAGGCUUUAGCAAUAUCCAGUUUUGAUCAGUUGCAUUAGGUACAGAAUUUUGAGUGACGGUGAAAAUUGUUGUCUUUGGAAAGCACAAAAGAAACCUGGAAAGGCGUUUCGGCUCAGGUAGCUACCCAGAAUGUGUGUGAUUUGUACGUCACAGCUGUCUGCAGAGAAAGCAGCUGCCCAAACUACUAUUUACAUUCCCAGAUGACGAGAGCAAAUAGCUUUUCAUGGCCUUGCGUAUUUGGGGGCCCUUUUCUCUGUCCUGACCCCAGGUGUGGAUGAAAUUGGAAAUGAUUCCUCUGUGAGAAGUGUAUCCCCGGCGCAGCAGAGUGUCUUUCACAAAUGCAGUGGAACCGAAGGAGGUUCCCAAGUCACUUGCUGUGUGCUGAUUGAGUGAAGUUCCAGAAAAAUCUAACUGUCUUUCGUCCACGUUAUCUUGAUUUUUAAAUUGAUAAAAAGAAAAACAAACUGUCAAGCAAGUUAUAUGACAACUAACAACAUUGCACUUUCUGUAUAUGAAAUCAAUAUUUAAAUAACUUAUUUUUCUCCAUUGCUGUUCUUAAACAUUGUAAGUAGCUGUAAUAUACCAAUACCAAUACGUUCUUGCAAUUGCUUCAGCCCAAGAAAGCUGUGUAUUGUUUUAAAAAUUGUAAAAAAAAAAAUAUUGUGAUGAUCCAUUUAGAAAAAGAAAGGUGGACAGGAGGGGUUUCCUGUGUAUCAAAACUUGUCUAUAAUUAUGUCAUCUAUGUACCUAGGGGAAAAAGUAAAUAAAUUUCUUCAGUUGA